UUUAAAUAAUAAUAAUAAUAGUAAUGCAAUGCAACUAAAAACUGAAAACAGUUCUGAUUUACGUUGUAUUUAAUUUAUCUUAAUAAAGUUAUUAAAUUUAAUAGUUUAGUUUUUAAAAAUAAUACACAAUGUACGAGGAAGAGGAGGUGAAUGCCGAGCAGACUGAGGAUGAAGAAAUUUCCUCGAAACUGUGGCAGGAGGCCUGCUGGAUCGUUAUUAAUGCCUAUUUCAAUGAGAAAGGUCUUGUACGACAGCAAUUGGACAGUUUCGAUGAAUUUAUUGAGAUGACCAUUCAAAGAAUUGUUGAAGAUUCACAACAAAUAGAAUUACAAGCUGAAGCUCAACAUCAUGCAGGAGAAGUAGAAAAAACCGCAAUUCAUAUAUUAAAAUUCGAACAAAUUUAUUUAUCGAAACCCACUCACUGGGAAAAAGAUGGUGCUCCAUCACCUAUGAUGCCUAAUGAAGCCAGACUUCGAAAUUUAACUUAUUCUGCUCCUUUGUACGUUGAUAUUACAAAAAGUGUGGCGAAAGAUAAGGAAUCCAAAGAUGAUGCAACCAAAUCUCAGCUUCAAAAGGCAUUUAUUGGAAAAAUGCCAAUCAUGUUGAGAUCAAAGUAUUGUUUACUCAAUAAUUUAGUGGAUCGUGACUUGACUGAAUUGAACGAAUGUCCUUUGGAUCCUGGUGGAUAUUUUAUUAUUAAUGGAUCAGAAAAGGUUCUUAUUGCACAAGAGAAAAUGGCAACAAACACAGUCUAUGUAUUUAGCAUGAAAGAUGGAAAAUAUGCUUACAAAGCGGAAAUUCGUUCUUGCUUGGAACACAGUUCUCGACCAACAUCUACCCUUUGGAUUAAUUUAAUGGCUAAAAGCGCUACGAGCAUCAAGAAAUCAACAAUUGGACAACGAAUAAUAGCGAUCAUCCCAUACGUUAAACAAGAAAUUCCCGUGAUGAUUGUAUUUCGUGCGUUUGCUUUUGUAGCAGAUCGCGAUAUUUUGGAACACAUUAUUUAUGAUUUCGAUGAUCCCGAAAUGAUGGAAAUGGUGAAACCAUCUCUUGACGAGGCAUUCUCCAUUCAAGAGCAGAAUGUCGCUUUAGAUUUUAUUGGCGCUCGAGGUGCAAAAGCAGGUGUGAAAAAAGAAAAUCGUAUUAAAUACGCUAGAGAAAUUCUCCAAAAAGAAAUGUUACCUCACGUUGGUGUUAGUGAUUUUUGUGAAACAAAGAAAGUUUACUUUCUUGGUUAUAUGGUGCAUAGACUUUUGUCAGCCGCUCUUGGUAGACGUGAACUUGACGAUCGUGAUCACUACGGUAAUAAACGUUUAGAUCUUGCAGGUCCAUUGCUCGCUCUUCUAUUCCGUGGUUUAUUUAAAAAUCUCAUGAAAGAAGUUCGAAUGUACGCACAGAAAUUCAUUGACAGGGGAAAAGAUUUUAAUCUCGAACUUGCCAUUAAGACUAAAACAAUAACAGAUGGUUUAAGAUAUUCAUUGGCCACUGGAAAUUGGGGUGAUCAAAAGAAAGCCCAUUUGGCAAGAGCCGGUGUCUCUCAAGUGUUGAAUAGAUUGACAUUCGCCUCGACAUUAUCCCAUUUGAGAAGAGUUAAUUCACCAAUUGGACGUGAUGGUAAAUUAGCAAAACCACGUCAGCUUCACAAUACAUUGUGGGGAAUGUUGUGUCCAGCAGAAACUCCAGAAGGUGCUGCCGUUGGUCUUGUCAAGAAUUUAGCUUUAAUGGCAUAUAUUAGUGUCGGUUCUCAACCAUCACCGAUUUUAGAGUUCUUGGAGGAAUGGUCCAUGGAGAAUUUGGAGGAAAUUGCAUCGAGUGCAAUUGCAGACGCGACUAAGAUUUUUGUAAAUGGAUGCUGGGUUGGAAUUCAUCGAGAGCCUGAUCAUCUUAUGGCUACUUUGAGAAAAUUGAGAAGAGAGAUGGACGUCAUUGUAUCAGAGGUAUCAAUGAUUAGAGAUAUCAGGGACAGAGAAAUUCGAAUUUACACCGAUGCUGGACGAAUUUGUAGGCCUCUGUUAAUUGUGAAUGGACAAAAUCUUGUAUUGAGACAAUCGCACAUUGAAAUGUUGAAGGAAAAGGAAUACGAUGGUUGGCAAGCUUUGGUGUCAAGUGGCGUUGUUGAAUAUAUCGAUACAUUGGAAGAAGAAACUGUCAUGAUUGCAAUGUCACCCGAUGAUUUAAGACAGGAAAAGGAAUAUGCUUACUGUACAACUUAUACGCAUUGUGAAAUUCAUCCAGCGAUGAUUCUUGGUGUUUGCGCUUCAAUUAUUCCAUUCCCUGAUCACAAUCAAAGUCCGAGAAAUACAUAUCAAAGUGCUAUGGGUAAACAAGCCAUGGGUGUUUAUAUUACAAAUUUUCAUGUACGGAUGGAUACUCUUGCUCAUGUUUUAUAUUAUCCACAUAAACCACUUGUUACGACACGAUCUAUGGAAUAUCUUAGAUUUAGAGAACUUCCGGCUGGAAUCAAUAGUAUUGUUGCCAUUUUAUGUUAUACUGGAUACAAUCAGGAAGACAGUGUCAUUUUAAAUGCAAGUGCAGUGGAAAGAGGAUUUUUCAGAUCCGUUUUCUAUCGAUCUUACAAAGAUUCAGAAACGAAACGUAUGGACGAUCAAGAGGAACAAUUUGAGAAACCUACACGACAAACGUGCCAAGGAAUGCGAAAUGCAAUUUAUGAUAAAUUGGAUGAUGAUGGUAUAAUAGCGCCGGGAAUUCGUGUCUCUGGAGAUGAUGUGGUCAUUGGAAAGACAAUUACUUUGCCUGAAACUGAUGACGAGUUGGACAGCACAACAAAACGUUUUACGAAGAGAGAUGCUUCCACUUUCCUGCGUAACAGUGAAACUGGUAUUGUGGAUCAAGUGAUGUUGACGUUAAACAGUGAAGGUUACAAAUUUUGUAAAAUCAGAGUACGAAGUGUCCGAAUUCCACAAAUUGGAGACAAAUUUGCUUCUCGUCAUGGACAAAAGGGAACUUGUGGUAUUCAAUACAGACAAGAAGACAUGCCAUUCUCAUGCGAAGGACUUACACCUGAUAUUAUCAUCAAUCCUCACGCUAUUCCAUCUCGUAUGACAAUUGGUCACUUGAUUGAAUGUAUUCAGGGAAAAGUUUCCGCCAAUAAGGGUGAAAUUGGUGACGCUACGCCAUUUAACGAUGCAGUUAACGUACAAAAAAUUUCGACACUUUUACAAGAAUAUGGUUAUCAAUUGAGAGGGAAUGAAGUUAUGUACAAUGGUCACACUGGAAGAAAAAUUAACGCUCAAGUUUUCUUGGGUCCAACUUAUUAUCAACGUUUGAAGCACAUGGUGGACGACAAAAUUCAUAGCAGAGCAAGAGGUCCAGUUCAAAUUUUAGUCAGACAACCUAUGGAAGGAAGGGCAAGGGAUGGAGGAUUACGUUUUGGUGAAAUGGAACGCGAUUGUCAAAUUUCUCAUGGUGCAGCUCAAUUUUUGCGCGAACGUCUUUUUGAAGUUUCGGAUCCGUACAGAAUUCACGUUUGUAAUUUCUGCGGUUUGAUUGCCAUUGCGAACUUAAGAAACAACACUUUCGAGUGUAGAGGCUGCAAAAACAAGACACAAAUCUCUCAAGUCAGGCUUCCUUAUGCUGCUAAACUUCUUUUCCAAGAAUUAAUGGCUAUGAGUAUCGCUCCUCGUCUCAUGGUUACUUAAAUAAUUUAGUGUACAUUUUUUUUCUUCAUGGUUUAUUUAAGUGCAAAGUAAAUCCCGUUGGUUUUCUGACCAUAUUUGUAUUUAUGAUACAAGUUAUUCUUUAAUGUAUCGCACGAUCACGACUUUCGUUACUUGAAUUAGAGAUAUUUUUUUAUAAGAUUUACUUUUAAUUCUUAUGAAUGAGCAAUAAUUAAUCAUUGAAUGGAAGUCAGUAUAAAUUGAUGAGGUGAAUAUGUAAUUAGAUAUUUUUUAUAAAUUAGAUUUAAUCUAUGUAGAUUGUAAAUCAAUAAAUACAGUGUCUUUGUAAUAAUA
This is a messenger RNA of Leptopilina boulardi, 3971 nucleotides long. It is a transcript of the gene RpII140, whose product is annotated as DNA-directed RNA polymerase II subunit RPB2. Bases 129 to 3659 code for a protein of 1176 amino acids. The record is from RefSeq and is a predicted model, not a curated record. The transcript has 8 exons. NCBI's taxonomy places the organism in Eukaryota, Metazoa, Arthropoda, Insecta, Hymenoptera, Figitidae. Gene Ontology annotation, biological process: DNA-templated transcription. Gene Ontology annotation, molecular function: ribonucleoside binding; DNA-directed RNA polymerase activity; DNA binding. Gene Ontology annotation, cellular component: RNA polymerase II, core complex.